GCAGCUUUCUCCGCUGAGUCAAAUUCUGACUCUUGUUCGGAGUUUUCAGGUGCCGGAACUCUUCCCUGCCUGUCGUUUUUUCUAAUAAACAACAUCUUAACCGUGUGGUUAUUUUGUCGUCUCCGUGUAGCUCGUGUUUGUAAGACUUUUCUUCAAAUUGAAGUCCGACUGUGAAACUCCUGAUUGCCGAGUGUUUGUAGGAUACUGUGUUUCGGAGAAGCACCUCCUCCAGCACUGGUGGAACGAUACUCUCCAUAAGCAUGACACACUUUUCAGGAUUUGUGAGUUGAUAGCGCUCUCCAGUUAAGGCUCCAAACGCUCCAGUUCUUAACUGAGAUGUUCUCCUGAGUUAAAGUUCACAUCUUGACCAAGGAUUUCCUGAGAAUUACUCCCUACACAACACACAAUGGCUUCCAAUAUAAUUGUUGAACAGCAGUUUUCUCACAAAUUCAUAGUGACCGUGGUUCGAGCCGAGAGCGUCACAAAGGGAGCACUGGGUGACCUGUUGGACACCCCAGAUCCAUAUGUGGAGCUGUUCAUCCCAACGGCCCCAGAGAGCAGAAAAAGGACCAAGCACAUAGACAACAACAUCAACCCAAAAUGGAACGAGACAUUUCACUUCAUUUUAGACCCCAACCAGCACAACAUCCUGAAGUUAACAUUAAUGGACGCCAAUUACGUGAUGGAUGAGACACUUGGGACUGCAUCCUAUGACAUCACCACGCUCCCUGUAGGCCAGACAAAGAUGGAGAGUUUCCUCAUUGGCAAAGCGACCAAAGUGUACUUAGAGAUGACGCUGGAGAUCUGUACCAAGCUGGACCUGCGGUUCAGCCUGGCCCUGUGUGACGAAGAGAAGCAGUUCAGACAGAGACGCAAAGAAAGAGUGAUGCUGGGAAUCAAGAAGCUGCUAGACAUGGAGAAGCCUCGUUUCCUCCCCAGCUCUCCAGAGGAGGUGCCAGUGAUUGCCAUAGCGGGCUCAGGAGGCGGUUUCCGUGCCAUGGUUGGCUUCUCUGGUGUGAUGAAAGCCCUGUUUGAGUCUGGUGUCCUGGAUUGUGCCACAUAUGUCGCAGGCCUCUCCGGAUCCACAUGGUACAUGUCAGCUCUCUACUCACACCCAGACUUUCCAAAUACGGGCCCAAAGGACAUCAACAAGGAGCUGAUGAACAGAGUUCGCAGUAACCCACUUAGGCUGUUGCUUCCCAAACACAUCACUAACUACAUCCAGGCCCUGUGGACCAAAAAGGCCCAAGGGCAGCCAGUUACUUUUACCGAUAUCUUCGGUAUGCUUAUAGGAGAGACGCUUAUACCUGGGAGGAUGGACAUGAAGCUUAGUAGCGUACAGGAGAAAAUAAACCAGGCCCAGAGUCCCCUUCCUCUUUUCACUUGUCUGCAUGUCAAGCCAGAUGUUUCUGAGCUCAUGUUUGCAGACUGGGUGGAGUUCAGCCCGUAUGAAAUCGGGAUGGCAAAGUACGGCACCUUUAUGACCCCCGACUUGUUUGGGAGCAAGUUCUUCAUGGGAACUGUUGUCAAGAAGUACGAGGAAAACCCUAUUCAUUUUCUGAUGGGUGUGUGGGGCAGCGCCUUCUCCAUUCUCUUCAACAGAGUGCUAGGAGUCAAAGACAGUGUUGGUGGCAGCACCAUGGAGGAGGAGUUAGAGCAGAUCAAACCGCAGCACAUCGUUGGAGAAGACAGUUUGGACAAUGAGGACGAGCCACGUAAAGGUGGGACCGAGAACCCAGAGGCAGAAGACGAGUACCAUCGCACUGCUCAGGCUAGCUGGGUUCAACGAAUGUUCACGUCGCUCUUCAGUGACUCUUCCUUAUUCAACACAAGAGAGGGCCGGGCCGGGAAGGUGCAUAAUUUCAUGCUGGGCCUGAACCUGAACACCAACAUCCCCUACUCUCCAGUAGGUGAGGUCCCAUGCAAUGCCACUACAGCUGCUGAGGAGGAGGUGGAUGCCGUCACAGACCCAGAUGAGUUUGAUCGUAUUUACGAGCCUCUGGAUGUGAAGAGUAAAAAGAUCCAUAUAGUGGACAGUGGCCUGACCUACAACCUCCCCUACCCUCUCAUCUUGCGGCCGCAGCGUGGUGUCGAACUCAUAAUCUCCUUUGACUUUUCUGCACGACCCAGCGACUCUAGUCCCCCAUUCAAGGAGCUCCUGUUGGCAGAAAAGUGGGCUCGAAUGAACAAGCUUCCAUUCCCCAAGAUCGACCCCAAAGUUUUCGACCGUGAGGGCCUGAAGGAAUGCUACGUCUUCAAACCAAAAAACGGCGAAAAGAACUGCCCAACUGUUAUCCACUUUGUCCUGGUCAACAUCAACUUCAGGACAUUCAAGGCACCUGGUGUUCCCAGAGAGACGGAGAAGGAGAAGGAGUUGGCUGAUUUUGACAUCUUUGAUGACCCCGAGUCACCAUUCUCCACUUUUAACUUCCAGUACUCCACCGAGGCCUACACCAGACUGCAUGACCUGAUGGAGUUCAACACUCUCAACAACCUGGAGGUGAUUAAAGAAGCCAUCAAGGACUGCAUUGUGUCCCGGAAGGAGAAUCCCUCGUGCCGCUCACUUCAUUUCUCCCUCAGUGAGAUCCCAAAAAAGAAGUCUCUCAAAAGAGAUCCUCGAGGAAAUCCCUGGAAUCUCCCGGAAAAUGAUGACCAGUGAUUUGAGACGUUUGAGAAAGCGGACUUUAGGGAUUUAGGAAAGCACCGCAUUUUCUUUUUGGAAAAUGCUAUCAUGUGGAUCUCUUUUCUGUAUACUUUUAAUCAUACUUUUGAUUAUGGAAAGAACCUUAACGUUUACAGGUAAAGCCUUAUGAUUGCAUUCAUAUACGACACAGUGACUUUAUUUGCACGAAUUUGACUGCUGGGGAAACUGUUUGUGUUUAUUGAUCACAAACGGCUUAUGUCUGCUUUUUCCUGCUGGAUGUGAGAAAGACUGGAUGAUGAAUUUCAACACUUACUGAACGCUGCAGUGUGACUGGAUUGUUACAGCUACCAUCUGGCUCCAUCACAAACAACAGGAUAUUUGUUUGUGUGUCCUUUCUUUUCCAAACUGUCUUAGUUUGAAAUUGCAACAUUCCAAGGUCAAUUGGACAACUCUCUUGGCUUCAGUUCGUGCUGCUUAGAGCAAAGCUGCACUUGCAUCUCUCUCUAUGACUUUUUCUGCAGCCACGCUGUGUCUACAUUUUGCUAUGAGCUGUGUGAAUGCACUGUAAGAAGCCUCACCUGUACUGUUUAUCAGCUGAAAUCUUUCCAUACGGACCGUGCGACUAUGGAGCAUGCAAAUCACCAUGUUUUUGUUUUUUUCACCGGAUGGCUCGUCUAAACAUGUAAUCUUGUUUGUGGAACAUGAAAGAGGAGCUUGUAACCAUUGGUUUUGUUUGAUGACAACUCCUAAACACUCCUACUGCACCCCCCUAGAUACCUCAAACAUCUCAAUGAUGCUUACCCACCUACACGGAAGGAGCACUCCCUGCUCCCCUGUAGGGAGUGUCUCAUAUUAAAGCCACCAUUUUGGAAAAACAAAACAUGAUACCAUAGAAACGGCCCCACUUCUCUCCCUCUUUUUUUCUCUCUCUGUUUUAAUAGUGAUAAAGGUGUGUUUACUUUCCUGACCAUGUUGUUUCAGGCUACCUUAAAGGUACGGGCAUUGUUUGUUUUUCACGGGCCAUUUACUCCACCCACCAAAACCAACUUGUUGCAGAACUCCCUGGACGCCCCCAUAUGAUCAAGUCGAGCUUAGGUCAGAGCGAGGGAAGGCUGGGUGGAGUAGUGAGUGUGAUCACGAGACCUGCUCGCACCUGAAAAUGGUGGCUCUCAGCAGCACUCAGUGGAAUUUGACACACUACACCUACACCUGCAGCAGUGGCGGCCUGGAAUCUGACACUACACCUAUACCUGCGGGGUCUCAAAGGCUGCGCACAGAGCAGUGGAAGUUUAGACUGAAGCACUUGUAUGCCCAUGUUUCAGCCCCCACUGGUUUAGAAGAAACUGAGAAAACAAAAAAGGUGUUCUGCAGUCUUGCUGCAGGGACUCAUGAUGAUAUCUUAGCAGAUCAUUUGUGUCAGUUGUUGCAUUUUAUGUUUUCAGUAGUUAACAGCAUUCUCUUAUGUUUUCUUUAAAGAAAUUGUUUGGGGAAGACGUUUAUUCGCUACCACUCUCAUCUCUGUCUGCUGUUUAUAGAACGCUGAAGUCAUGAUGUAACUCGGUGCACUUUACAAGCAUAGCAGUGCUGGUACUUUCACCAAAAUGCUCUCGAAAGUUCCAGUUUUACUUCGUAGGCCGAUUUUGUUACCUUUGGAGACCGCCAGGCUAGCUUUUUACCCUUAUUUUUAGUCUUUAAGCAAAGCUAAGCUAACCGGCUGGUGGCUGUAGCCUUAUAUUUACCGGACAGAUGUAAAAGUGGUAUUAAUCUUUCCAUUCAGGUUAAUUUUCAAAAAAAGCAUAUACAGUAAGCCUAUUUCCUAAAAUGUUGAAAUACUGUUCAAAGACAAAGUUUAUACUCAAAACUACUUGCAACAAAACAAGCAUUGAUACUUUGUGAAGACAUCUUAUGAAAGUCUGUGAGCUGUCAUGUUACACAGUUAUUUUUCUUCUUAGCUUAACGUUAGUUAUUUUAGAAAGCAUGUGAGCUGUAGCUAUUUUAUUUUCUAAUAUUUUCUUGUCAUAUUACAUUAUUAUGAUCUUUGACAGUGUUUACAAAUAUGUAAGAUGCAAAACGGUCAGUUCUAGGGAAUCAAGACAUGUAGGCUACAUAAUGUUUAUGUAAUAAAAGAGAGAAUUUA
Micropterus dolomieu (smallmouth bass) is the source of this 4781-nucleotide messenger RNA. RefSeq names its product cytosolic phospholipase A2-like. The transcript is spliced from 19 exons. The record is from RefSeq and is a predicted model, not a curated record. Lineage: Eukaryota; Metazoa; Chordata; Actinopteri; Centrarchiformes; Centrarchidae. Gene Ontology annotation, biological process: glycerophospholipid catabolic process. Gene Ontology annotation, cellular component: nucleus; cytosol; Golgi apparatus. Bases 407 to 2659 code for a protein of 750 amino acids. Gene Ontology annotation, molecular function: calcium ion binding; calcium-dependent phospholipid binding.